Molecule: messenger RNA, 1819 nt
Organism: Nothobranchius furzeri (turquoise killifish)
Lineage: Eukaryota; Metazoa; Chordata; Actinopteri; Cyprinodontiformes; Nothobranchiidae
Source: RefSeq, a predicted model, not a curated record
CACUAGGCUAGGAAGUUGGCAGAUGAAUGAAAGGUACCUGAGGAGGUUGGAGGUAACAGGGUAGAUUAACACGAGUGAAGCGAGGUAAACAGGAGAUAACACAAGUACAGGCAAGGUUCUGGCGAGAAUACUACCCAAUACUGAGUAAUCAUCCGGCGCUGAUGUGUUGUCCCGACACUCCUUAAAUCCCCUGACCACUGAUGAGAAGAUCAACAGCAGCUGCUCUCCGGACACACCCACCUGCAUACAGAGAAACUCAACACAAAACAGGUGUUAGCUCAGCACAGACCAUGACACCAAUGGGCUGACAGAAUGCAUGAACCAGGAGUUGGAGAAAUUGACCUCAGACAAUCCCUUUGACUGGAGUCAAUUCCUCCCCUGGGUUGAGUACGCUCACAAUUCCCAUGUUUUGGCGGCUACUGGUCUCUCGCCUUUUGAGUUUCCCUAGGCUACCAACCACCGUUCUUCCUUCCGAUGAAAAGGACAUUUUGGCCACAUCCAUUCAUCAUCACAUCGGCCACUGUCACCGCGUUUGGGACAACUCCACAUCCGCCUUCAACUGCACUCUGAAACAGGACCCUGCUCCCCAAUACGUGCCGGGCCAACAGGUCUGGCUUUACACUCUCAUUAUUCCGCUCAAGUUCAUGUCCUGUAAAAUGUCUCCCAGGUUCGUCGUCCUUAUGAGGUCUAGGAAGUUAUCAGUCCUGCUUCUUUCCGUCUCCACCUUCUUCCCUGUCUCUGGAUCCAUGUCAUCUCUUGUCCUCUGGCCAUUCCCCUUCUUCCCGCCCUGCCCGUUGAUGGGCUCCCCGCCUGGUUGGUACGCUGGAUUGUGGACUCUUGUUGGCAUAGCUGGGGUCGCCAGUUUCUUGUCAACUGGGUUACGGUUCGGAGGCUCGUCAGUGGGUGCCUCGCUCCUUCAUCUUGGAGCCAUCUCUCCUAACCCUAACCCUCUCUUCCUUCUACUUCCGCUGGGCCACCUGAGGGGUGGUGGUUGUUGGUGGGGGUGUCAUGAGUUGGUGUUUGUGUGUAUGUGUGGGUUUCUGCUUUCACCCUCAGGCAUCCACUGGAGGGCACUAGGGAGAUGCUCAUCACAGCUCCCUCUGGGAGCUGCUUUGGCAGAUGUGAUAUCCACACACCUGCACACCAUUUAGCCAUCAGUAAUCAGGAGGAUAAAAGGGAGAGGAGGCCAGGCAUCCAGUGCCAGAGCAUUAGCCUCAGUGGUAACCUCCAACCAUUGCCUUUGAAACUUAGCCCUUGUGUAUUUCAAAUUUUAGUUGGCAACCUUGAUAUUAAUAUUGUCUAUUGUCUUUCUGGCUCUUCUAGGUUAAUUGGCUGCCUGUGGUGAUUCCUGGAAUCGUCUAACUCCACAGUCCAGCUUCACCCUUGGAUUCCUCUGUCAUAACCAUCCAUAUCCACCUUCCUAAUCUUCAUUACUGGCUCUCCCCAUCUCCUGGAAUCCUCCUGAGCUCCUGUUUAUCUCCAUCAUUACCAUCAUCAUCCUCAACUGCUGUGCGUCUCCUGUCUACAGUUAUCCAUCUGUGGACCACACCCACUCUACCACCACUCCAGCUCCACUUCCUCUCUUGAGUCCAAAUUACUCCUCACCUCUUUUUCGGGUUGCCAUACCUGACAUGCGUCUUCCAGUCGUCUUCACCGAUUAGCUCCAGUUCCCUACCUUCCAUAACACCUAAUUCCUCUAAAACUUUUAUAUACCUAUUCUGAUUUCCUGUGAGUGUGUUCUCUGCAUGUGGGUCACGCAUCUGUCAAUAAACACAACAAUUUCUGUGUUUUUAGCUUUCUUUAGGUUUUGCUCAGUGUU